Molecule: messenger RNA, 1578 nt
Organism: Exophiala bonariae
Lineage: Eukaryota; Fungi; Ascomycota; Eurotiomycetes; Chaetothyriales; Herpotrichiellaceae
Exons: 2
Coding region: 1-1578 (525 amino acids)
Biological process (GO): ceramide biosynthetic process
Cellular component (GO): membrane
Molecular function (GO): sphingosine N-acyltransferase activity
Source: RefSeq, a predicted model, not a curated record
AUGGCAGACAUAUCCCUUCAGAAGCAAAAGAGCAUUCCCAAUCUUCACGACCAGGAGAAAUUAGACCGCAUCGCACAUCUAUCUACUGAACACCGACAACAUAAUGUUUCGCCUUCACAAAAGAGAGCAUUGCUUAGAUGGCAGCAGAAAGGAAAAGAAAAAAGCAGCAUAGCACUCGCCUGCACCUGGAUUGUGGACCACCAAAUCGCCAUAUCCUUAAACUUCAUAUCGAUACUCUUUUUCAUCCACCUGGCCGUCCCAUCGGCGAGACAUCAUACUCAGAAGUUCUUUCGCAUCUCCUACUUCAACCCAGCGACGGGCACCUAUGCCCUGGGUUGGGACGACAUCUUCUUCGUCUUCUACUGGAUCAUCGUCUUCACCGGUCUAAGAUGCGCCGUCAUGGAUUAUCUCCUUGCUCCUCUGGCUGGUUUCCUGGGUAUCAAGAAGAAAAAGCCGAGGGUUCGCUUUGCUGAACAGGCGUGGAUUUUUAUCUAUCCUUCCUUUUCGUGGAGCAUCGGCGUCUACAUCAUAUACAAUUCCGACUACUGGCUCGACCUACGCGCCCUGUGGAGGAAUUGGCCAAUUCGAGAAAUGGACGGCUUAGCGAAAUGGUACUACCUGGUCCAAUUUGGUUUCUGGUUGCAACAGAUUGUUGUGGUAAACAUCGAAGAACGGAGAAAGGACUACCACCAGAUGUUCACUCACCACGUCAUAACCUGUGUUCUCAUGCUCGCCUCUUACGGCUAUCACCAGUACCGCGUUGGCACCCUGAUUCUGUGUCUUAUGGACAGCGUCGACAUCAUUCUUCCGUUCGCGAAGAUCUUGAAGUAUCUCCAUUUCAAUGUGGCGUGCGACAUUGCAUUUGGCGUCUUCAUAGUAACAUGGUUUAUUACCAGACAUGCGCUAUACAUGACCGUGAUGCACAGCAUCUACGCCCACAUCCCUGAAGAAAUUCAGUAUGGGUGUUAUAAAGGCAGUGUGGAGAAUCUCCAAGGCCCACUACCCGUUCCAAACGACUGGGACCACGUGUUCCAGCCUUUCCGAGAUCCUGUUGGGCUAGUCUGCUGGAAUAACAGGAUCAAAUGGACAUUCAUCUGGAUGCUAGCCGCUUUACAAGUCGUCCUCCUAGUCUGGUUCAUCAUGAUCGUACGAGUUGCCUAUAAAGUGGUCACGGGAAAGGGGGCCGAAGAUGUACGUUCAGACGAUGAAGAUGGUGACGAGGAGGAGGAAGACACCACCACCGAUGACACUCUCAAUCUUGAAGAAAAGCCCUUGAUCGAUAACAUCCACACUUGCAUCGAGCCUGCCCUGUUCCUCGAGCGAGAAGUCCUCAGCACCGACCCCGGCUUCUCCGUCUCAAAAACACAAUCCUCACCUCGCAGAUCAAAAGCAAAAUCUCGAUCUUCAUCAUCUUCACUAGCACGCGCGUCGAGCGCCGGCUCCUCUAGUUCCGCUGGUGGUGGUAGGAAAAGCUACGACUCAGCACAUGCGUCAGGUAUCAAUCUGCUCGCUGGGAGCAGUGAUCGCAAGGAAUUACUCGGACGGAUUGGCUGUGAUAAAGGCUCGACAUCAGAUUGA